This is a messenger RNA of Raphanus sativus (radish), 1426 nucleotides long. Its product is annotated as 2-oxoglutarate and iron-dependent oxygenase domain-containing protein ICU11. The record is from RefSeq and is a predicted model, not a curated record. NCBI's taxonomy places the organism in Eukaryota, Viridiplantae, Streptophyta, Magnoliopsida, Brassicales, Brassicaceae. The coding region runs from base 104 to 1267 and encodes 387 amino acids. Gene Ontology annotation, molecular function: iron ion binding; oxidoreductase activity, acting on paired donors, with incorporation or reduction of molecular oxygen; L-ascorbic acid binding. The transcript is spliced from 9 exons.
CAGACAAACCAUCAUCAUUCAUCUGCCCAAACGUAAACCCUAGAAUGACCACCAUCGCCUCUCUCACCUGAAUGUUGUCAAUCCAACUCAGCUUAGAUCUCUCAUGGCUCUCGAUUCUUCAGGCAAACAACCCGACCAUCAGCAACCACCACCUCGACCCUACUCCAAAACCCGCGACGCAAGAUUGAAGCUUCGGAGAACCCCUAACGAAGAGCACGAGCCGGAGAACUAUGAGGAUCUGCCGCUCGAUUUCAGCCCGGCUCUGUUCAGCUCGCUGGAGCGGUACUUGCCCGAGAAGGUUCUCAAUUCGACAAGAAUCGAAAAGGCUCGUUUCAUGAGUGAGCUUCUUCAGAGUUACUCCCCUGACAGUGAGCGGAACCGGAUUCAGAGGCAUAGAGAGUACAGGCAGAGGAUCUUGUCUUCUUACCAGCGUCUGCAUGGAGAUAUCUAUACUCUUGACCCUGCUAGGUUCUUCGUGCCUUCGUUUCUUGAUGCUGUUAGUCAGCCCACCGAGGAGAGGCUUAGAAGCGCAAUUGUUCGAUCUGCUCCUGGGAUUUACACUUUUGAUAUGCUUCAACCGCGGUUUUGUGAAAUGUUACUAGCUGAGGUUGAACAUAUGGAGAAGUGGGUGUAUGAUUCAAGAUCCACAAUAAUGAGACCCAAUACUAUGAACAGAUUUGGUGUUGUCCUUGAUGAUUUUGGCUUUGAAAGCAUGCUUCAGAAGUUGGUUGAUGACUUCAUUAGUCCUUUAUCUCAAGUUCUGUUCCCGGAAGUCUCUGGAACCGGUUUGGAUUCUCACCAUGGCUUUAUUGUUGAGUAUGGAAAAGACAGGGAUACUGAUCUUGGGUUCCAUGUGGAUGACUCGGAGGUUUCUUUGAAUGUCUGCUUGGGUAAACAAUUUUCUGGUGGGGAGCUCUACUUCCGAGGUGUGAGAUGUGAUCACCAUGUGAAUUCCGAAAGCGGUGAAAAUGAAAAUUACGAUUACUCUCAUGUACCUGGUCGAGCCAUUCUUCAUCGUGGACGUCACCGUCAUGGUGCUAAAGCUACUACUUCUGGACACCGAGUCAACUUGAUUCUGUGGUGUAGAAGCUCAACUUUUCGAGAGAUGAAGAGUUAUCAAAGAGAAUUUUCAAGUUGGUGCGGAGGAUGCAAACUUGAUAAACAUAAUAGGCUGCAAGCGUCAGUUAAAGCAACUACGGAGUUGCUGAAGAGGAGAACAGCAGAGAAGACGCUUGUUGAGCUCUCUUCACCACCACCUGCCGACUAAACUUAUUAACUGUGUAAAAAAAUACACUACGUUCCUUGUAUCAUUUUGGUGUCUGACUGUGUAUAGAGGCAAUGGAAACGGUUUGUUUGUACUCAUUUAAAUUAAAAUUUGUCACAUUUUUCAGAUUUCUGUAUCAAUAAAUGAGAACACACUUCAGUA